Messenger RNA from Diachasmimorpha longicaudata, 593 nucleotides. Its product is annotated as heat shock factor-binding protein 1. The transcript is spliced from 3 exons. The record is from RefSeq and is a predicted model, not a curated record. Lineage: Eukaryota; Metazoa; Arthropoda; Insecta; Hymenoptera; Braconidae. Gene Ontology annotation, molecular function: transcription corepressor activity. Gene Ontology annotation, biological process: cellular heat acclimation. Bases 283 to 543 code for a protein of 86 amino acids. Gene Ontology annotation, cellular component: nucleus; cytosol.
ACUUCCUGAAUUUCGAUUCAGCAAAACGUUAACAAAUUGUUAAAUCAAUCAGUGGUACCGUUUGCGAACAGCCACAGGAAGAGGGCAAUGAUCGAAGUAGCUUAGCGUGUCCUCUCUCCGAAAUAAUCUCGCAUGCGCCAGGAUCCCAAAUAUCCCUGGCUAAAGUAAAGGUCGAUGGAGUGGGUUGAGUUCAUAGCAAAGUCGCGAACCACUCGGGUCACCAGGCCCACCCUUCCAUAUCCGUUCAAAUAAUUGUGAUAAAGCUCAGUAAAUCCCUGGAAUAUGGCUGACAUCAAGGAGCACGUCAAGCCUGAGCAGGAGGAUGACGAGAACUACGCCAUCAGGACAAACGCAGAUCCUAAGAAUAUGCAGGAGUUGACACAAUUCGUCCAGACGUUACUGCAGGGCAUGCAGGACAAGUUCCAGGCAAUGUCGGACCAAAUCAUUGGGAGAAUAGACGAAAUGGGAAAUCGAAUAGAUGACCUCGAGAAGAACAUCGCCGAGCUGAUGACCCAGGCUGGAGUAGAGGGUACGGACAAGUGAAUCCAUUCCAUCCAACAGAGCACUAACGAAUUCAACAGUCUCCACUGAUC